This is a messenger RNA of Nanorana parkeri, 939 nucleotides long. Its product is annotated as olfactory receptor-like protein COR4. Gene Ontology annotation, molecular function: olfactory receptor activity; G protein-coupled receptor activity. Lineage: Eukaryota; Metazoa; Chordata; Amphibia; Anura; Dicroglossidae. The transcript has a single exon. Gene Ontology annotation, cellular component: membrane. The record is from RefSeq and is a predicted model, not a curated record. The coding region runs from base 1 to 939 and encodes 312 amino acids. Gene Ontology annotation, biological process: G protein-coupled receptor signaling pathway.
AUGGAAAACCGAACCAUAUUGUCUGAAUUGUUUCUAUCUGGGAUUUCGGAUCUUCCAUAUCUUCAGCUCCCCCUCUUCCUGCUCUUUCUCCACAUUUAUUGUAUGACUCUGCUUGGAAACGUCCUUAUUAUCCUCCUUGUCGUCAUUGACUCGCACCUCCACACCCCCAUGUACUUCUUCCUUGGAAAUCUGGCUUUUCUAGACUUGUGUUCUUCUUCCCUCACCACUCCCAGAAUGCUCUUCGACCUCAUUACCAAUAACCGAAAGAUUUCUGUCCCGGCCUGCCUGACCCAAGUUUUUUUCUUCAUCUUUCUGGCCACCACUGAAAUCCUCUUAUUGGCCGUCAUGUCUUACGAUCGAUACGUCGCCAUCUGUCGACCUCUACACUACGUUCAGAUCAUGCAAUGGAAGACUUGUGUCCAGUUUGCUGUCGGUGUUUGGGCUCUCAGUAUGGUGUACUCUCUGGCACACAUACUCGUUACGCUGAGGCUGACAUUUUGUGACUCAAACAUUGUCCAAAGUUUCUUCUGCGACCUGUCCAAGCUCUUCCAGAUAUCUUGCACGGAUGUGUUCAUCAACCUCUUGACCAUCUUUCUCCUCGGUGGACUUUUUGGACUGGUUUUUAUACUUAUGACCUUCAUCCCGUACAUCACGGUAUUCUCAACGGUGAUGAAGAUUAAAGAGAAGGACAAGAGGUUCAAGGCUUUCUCCACCUGUUCCUCUCACCUGACUGUGGUCUUCAUCUUCUAUGGAACCAUUGUUUUUAAUUAUUUUAGGCCCACCACGGGGUAUCACUUCACAGCUGACAGGUUGGUGUCAGUAUGUUAUACCACAAUCACUCCUCUGAUAAACCCUCUUAUAUACAGUCUGAGGAAUAAUGAACUGAAAGCUGCAAUGCAAAGAUUUAAAAAACAUUUUUGUUCUGGUAUCAAAAAAUAA